Molecule: messenger RNA, 222 nt
Organism: Neurospora tetrasperma FGSC 2508
Lineage: Eukaryota; Fungi; Ascomycota; Sordariomycetes; Sordariales; Sordariaceae
Exons: 1
Coding region: 16-195 (59 amino acids)
Source: RefSeq, a predicted model, not a curated record
GUAAGGUUUGAAUGUAUGCAUAUAUCUCAGCUAUACGUUAUGAAGGAUAUGCCCCAGCCUACCUCCGAACUUGACAGAAUUACCCUCUCAAAGCCUUCUACCUGUGUGCAUUUGUUGUCCCUCUGUGGCGGCUUUCUUACCUCAGUAAGCUCAGCCGGCCUUCACGUCCGGUCCUUCAGUCGUGUUCAAGGCUAAAGGAGUGCGUUACUAGGUAGCUUCCAU